UGGUAAUGGAGUUGAAUAGAAGGUCCGUGUGCUGUUUGUAGCAUCUCGAUUUGGAAUAUUUCGUGGUGUCAGAAAUUAGUUAAUGUAGUAUGGUUUUUAUGUUUGAGCGAUCAAAGUUUACACCUAACAAUGAUCACAGAACGAAUGAAAAACUAGUUAAGGCGGUCCUACCAGUCGUGGCGGUUGGCUAUAGUUUUCGUCGUGUUUUAAGGUGUAUAUCCAUUACUUCAUUAUAUCCGUGAGUGAAGUGUUUCUAAUAAGUCUACCGAGUCCCGGAAGUUCCCAGAGGUUGAUCAACUGGUAUGCCCUAGCGAUACGAAACAAAUGAGAGCAAAGUCUGCUGGCGAAAUCUUAAAUGAAGCUAUAUUAAAUUUUGAUUGUUAACGGCGCAAGUUCUAAGAAGAUAUGCUUAAUUAGUCGAGCGAGAAUUAAAGUGAAAAGAGACGAGUGCUAAAAGUGUGCGUAUUAAGAAUGUUUCUUAGUUCAAAUAAUAACGGUGGAAGGGUCGUCUCGUCUUGAGUGCAAAGUCGCUGCGAAUAGGCGGGAACAUGAAAUCUAUUUGUUGUGAAAAUAAAACGACCAACGUUUACAGCAAAAUUGAAAUAUCAUGAAUUAUAUAUGAAAAUUGUAUGCAAAAUGUACAUAAGUUGAAGCUGCCUUUUUUGAAAUUAUCACAAAAAAGAAACAACGGCUGCAUCACUGCAUUUACAGAGACCUCCAUGUGGCCGGAUGGUGUCCAGCAUCGUCGGUGGAAGUGAUUGGACAUCCCACCAGGGACCCUUAUUCAAAGGAGAGGAUAAAAACAUCCCAUUGGGAGGGUAGUUCGAUUGGUUCAAUGAAUGGAUGUUGCUUCCAACGAAAACCCAACCCGAGGAAACUGAGGAAAUGACGGUCCAGUCGAACUUCGAUUCACCCCAGCAGCAUCACCGGGUCAUCGAUCAUUAUCACCAGCGUCAUGAUCCGGCCUACAACAUAACCAGUGCAGAGGUGGACGAUUACAACAGCGAUAAUAGCAUAGCGGUGCUGCAGCAUCAUCACCGCUAUAUGCCGUCCAGCUCCAGUUCCUGUGAUAACACCAAACAUCAUCCAAUGCAGAGUUCCAGCAUUCCGGGAUCUUGUGACGAAAAUACUCCCAGUGUAUUAGAUGUUAAUAUAGACACUAAGAAAAUAGCACUCAGAUCCAAUGCAACAAAUUCGAGACUGAACUCCCCUGCAAGGUUUGAAACCGAACGGAAGUAUACAAACCACAUCGAGGUAUACAGUGAUCACACGAACAAACUAGAAGAGGAAAUAUCCGAAGAUGACCGGGGACCUCCACUUCCGCCGAGACCUGCUCCACGAACUCGAACGUUUCAGCGUGUUGAAAGUGCAACGACAACGCCCGGAGUACGAAAAUACGUAAUUUGGUGUCUGAUAUGUGGAGGUAUAUCGUGCCUGUUAGGUGUUCUGUUUUUGGGAAUUUAUUUUCUACUACGGUCAUACACUAGUACCGUGGGAUACUUCGAAACCGUGCCAACCUUCGUUCCCGCCACACUGCUAAUGGUCACUGGUAUAUGUAUAAUGAGCCUGGCGAGACGGCGAAACAGAUAUAGCUAUCUGAUCAAACUUUCGGGAGCCUGUGGACUAGCAUCGGCUCUAACCUGUGCCCUCGUGACUGUUACCACAACCGUACUGCACAUGAGCCGUCUUCAAGUAUUACGCGAGUGCGAGUACACUCAGAAGACACGCACUUGCACGUGUUACUCGGUGACAGCUGAGAAGCAAGCGGAAGGAAUCGACGAUAAUGUUCGAUUCGUUUUCGACUCAACCUCCGACUGUGGAGUUGUUCAUGGAGCACUGUACUCUUGUCUACGGGCAGUAUUUGGACUCUCCGUAGCCGGUGUACUAGUGGCAGUGUUUAGCUGUAUGCUCGUGUAUCAACUACUGAGUCACGAAAGAAAGAAAAUGUACUGGGAGCAACUAGAAUUAAGAUGUCGAUCGUUAUACUCGGGACAGCAGGGGCCUACAGUGCUGCCAUCCGGUCCGAUGCUAGGAGGACCCCGUAAUGGAAACUGUCGAUGCUGUGAGCAGUGUCAUGCUCAUCGAAACGUGAUGCCAUCAGCCUAUCCUUGGGAAGGCGAUCAGAGAUUUUGGACUCCGGGACAGGCAGGAAAUUUUUAUUCGCCUAAUCCCGGUGGAGAGGAAAAUACAGGUGGCGGCAGACUUAACCAAAACGGGAGGAGAAUGCCCGGGUGGAGUUGGCCUAGAAUGCCAUGGCAACGCAGUGACUCUCAACGGAUGUCUCCACACAGUCCAGAUUCCCAAUAUGGAUUUUCUAACAGGACGGCGGGACAAGAUCCGACGUCAAUCGCAUCCAAUCAACCGCGAUAUAACGUGAUAGAGCAACAAUACGGAAUAUGGGGUCCACCGCCUCCCUACAGUGAUCCCAACAGCCCUGCCCGUAGAGGUCGCUAUCAGUAUAUCCAUCCAGCUCAGUGUCAGCCUAUGAUAGAGCAGAAUGUUCCACCCACCAAUAUAGCUAUAUUGGAAUGUCAUCAGCAUCCGGUGACUUCCGAGAACCAUUCCAUCCAACAGUUCGGUAAUAAUUCUCAACAGAAUGUAUUCCGGAAUCCAGGAAAGCGUCAAACAUUCAAACCGCCCAAGGAUAAUUAUGAGAACACUCCUUCGGAUAGCGAUGGUCCCAGGGAUCGUUUUUCGAACACUCUUCCCCUAAGGAAAGCAAAAAAACGCGUGGAAGCUGGUGCAAAAAGUAUUGGGCCAAAUCAACCGACUGCUAGAGUAAAUGUGCAAAAUGUAUUCAAUCCAGACACGCUGCAAGGGCAACACAACUCGGUCGAAACAUCGGAAAAUGAAUAUAAUGAACCCUCACUUCCAAACAAUGAACCUAGUUGUAGCAGUCAACCUAACGUGUUGCAUGGAAAACCCAGAAGAAUGAAAACGGGUGUCGAGAACACGGGAUUUCAGACGGUGGAAGCCCUCGAAGCAGAUGCAAUGAACAACAAAAACAUGGAACCGACCGAAUCGGAAGUGUACUUUGCCGACGUGAGUAGCUGUUGUAAUAUGUCUGUAAAAAAUGAUAAUUACUACGAAGAUACUAACCAAAGACGUAAACAUAUGAAGGAGAAAAACAAGCAAGUACCAGAGCAGGAGGAGUUCAGCAAAGAACAAGCAGAUGACUACAUCGCACAACGAUUUGGAAAACGAGAACCAUCAGUGCGUAGCCGGCUGCCAUUCCCACAGGUAAUUCCAGAAAAGUUUGAAAAACCAGCAGUGAUGCCACGCCCGUCUCUAAUGCACAAGGAUAUCUCCCGUCAAAGUAUGUGUUCGGUGGAAUCAGGCGAGAAGACAGACUAUACCGAUUUGUCUCCCGCCACUCCUAGUACAAACUUUCCUACGAUAACAUAUCCACAGCAGGAACCUAGUAACAAUUUGAACGCCACCGGUAGUGGUUCCAAUUCGAACAACACGGCAACUGAUUUUGCUUCGGAACCAAACAGUUCAAACUUCAUUGCAUCUUAUCCGUAUUCAUCGAACGAGCAAAGCCAAGAAGCCCAUCGAAGAUCAACAAAAAAUUUGCAGGAUAUUUUCCUGGCACCCGAUUCACAGUAUGAGGUAAUCAAGGAAUCCAGUAAAUACAAUGAAGCCACUCCGUUAACACUACCCUACAUGACCCAGCAGGACAUGUCCGCCCAGUUCGCCUACAUCCCGAGCCAAUUCCCGCCUGGGACACGGGAACACCUGAGCUAUCAACAUCAGCAUCCUAUGCCACAGAUACCGCAGCAGCAGUCGUCGCAGCACAAAUCAAAGUCUCCUAAAAAUCUCAACAUCACCCCAAUCAAACGACAAAGCCUGGGGACCAAUAUAAGUUCAAUAAUUCAGAAUCUCAGCGGCAGUGAAGCUGGCCUUUUAUAUCCGGACGGACGACACAGUGGCGCGUUAACUGCCGCCGCGUGCAGCACGAGUGGAAGCGUUGGCGGGGUUAUCGGUCUCCGAGAUAUGGAAGCCAACCAACGGAUUCGAUCAAAAAACGGGGACGAAAGUAGUAGCAAUGAUGAGAACGAUGACUCAGAUGUUAGCGAUCGGCGUCGAUUGUGAGAUGAAGUGUAUGUGUGAGUAGAACCUGUUUGAAAGCACACAGCAUCGGACAUUCUGUAGUAGCUCAAUGUGUUCGCGACUGUUGAUUGCGCGUAUAUAUUUCGGGAAAGAUUACGGAUCUGUUACAGGGAGUAUUUCUUCCCGUUUCUUGUAAUUGUGUUAUUCGAAAUCCCCCGUUAUUUUGGCAAUCCGGGUGAAACGAACCUUAAAACUAUAAUUAUUGGAUGUAUCGUGUUCAAUAAACAUUAGACAAUUAGUGCUAUGUUAGGCAGAAGCCGUCCUGAAAUUUGACUGCAUUUCUCAUUUACGAAUGACUUUAACUGUGGAGUCCGCAUCAAACCACAGCUCAAAUAAAGCGCCGACGGAAACAAACUUAGCUAACGGAAACCAAUAGAUCUAGAUACAGUACCCUUCUCAUCAGAGUUUCAUCAACUUGUUCAAUUUAUGUUCCAUGCCAUUUAGAUUAUAGAUGGUUCAUGACGCCUUAAAUUCUAAAACAAUAAAUUUUAAUUUACCGUACGCGACUGACACUAAAGUAACUAAACGACUGACACUUGUUGACUUAAUUACUACGAUUACGAAAGCUAAUUCCAGUGAAGAUGAAUCUCUCUGAUCUACUAACGACAAUGUCUAUCUACUAAUGACAAUCAUGGAAAAAUAAAAAUUGUGUUGCACUUUUGCACAAAAUAACUGAA
Messenger RNA from Malaya genurostris, 4790 nucleotides. RefSeq lists its product as uncharacterized. Lineage: Eukaryota; Metazoa; Arthropoda; Insecta; Diptera; Culicidae. The transcript is spliced from 6 exons. The record is from RefSeq and is a predicted model, not a curated record. The coding region runs from base 844 to 4095 and encodes 1083 amino acids.